Messenger RNA from Rhododendron vialii, 1037 nucleotides. RefSeq lists its product as uncharacterized. Gene Ontology annotation, cellular component: intracellular anatomical structure. The record is from RefSeq and is a predicted model, not a curated record. The transcript is spliced from 3 exons. The coding region runs from base 182 to 766 and encodes 194 amino acids. Lineage: Eukaryota; Viridiplantae; Streptophyta; Magnoliopsida; Ericales; Ericaceae.
UCGGGUCAAAGGGGAUCCAGGGUCAAGCGGGGUAGGCAGUACAGUAAGUAGGCUCGGCUCCUUCGUGCAAGCAAAACCAAUACAGUACGUCUGUGCAGAUAAACAAACAAAUUCCUAUCUUCGUGUAUACAGAGAGUGAUAUAUAGUCAUCAGUUGAAAGAGGCGAUCAAGGGAACACAAGAUGGCUUCAUCAUCAGCAACAGCAUCAAAGAUUGUGGAGAAAUUGAAUCUGAAGCCCCACCCAGAGGGUGGGUUUUACUCGGAAACCCUCAGAGAUACUUCUGUCCUCCUCUCCAAAUCUCAGCUUCCCCCCCAAUACAAGGUUGAUCGUCCUAUCAGUACGUGCAUUUACUUCUUGCUUCCUUCUGGGAGUGUAUCGCACCUCCAUCGUAUACCCUGUGCAGAAACCUGGCAUUUUUAUAUGGGAGAACCUCUUACGGUAUUGGAAUUAAAUGAAAAAGAUAGUAGUGCCAAGUUAACUUGCCUUGGUCCAAAUCCAAUCGGAACUAGUGAGCUCCUUCAGUACACAGUGCCUCCCAAUGUGUGGUUUGGUGCGUUUCCAACCCAAGACAUCAUUAUUUCGUCAGAAAACGGAGCAGUCAAAACUGCACCACGCAGGGAACCUGAAGAACACUUCUCCUUGGUAGGAUGCACAUGUGCUCCAGCCUUCCAGUUUGAGGAUUUUGAGCUGGCAAGACAAUCUGAGCUCAUUUCACGCUUUCCGAAACAUGAAUCCCUGAUCAAUAUGCUAACCUUUGCCGAGUGACUUAAUGAGAUGUUUUAAAUUUUGUACUUUAAGAGUGGAAGUGUUUUUUUUUAUUUCAAUGAAUUAGACAUUUUCGCAACUACUCCAUAUCGCAAUAUUCCCUUUAUCUCACCUUAUAGUAUUUACCCUUGUGCUGCUGGAAUUACUCGAGGUUUGACCUCUUUUAUCUUAUGAAUUAAUGUAUCUUGAUGUCGAAUUGUGCUAUUGUUGAUUGUAACUUGAUGAACAUAUUGAGCUUCUUGAUUUUGAAUACUAUGCUUAUUAUGUUGUC